Messenger RNA from Paecilomyces variotii, 1157 nucleotides. RefSeq names its product ubiquitin conjugating enzyme. The transcript is spliced from 4 exons. NCBI's taxonomy places the organism in Eukaryota, Fungi, Ascomycota, Eurotiomycetes, Eurotiales, Thermoascaceae. Bases 165 to 905 code for a protein of 246 amino acids. Gene Ontology annotation, molecular function: protein binding. The record is from RefSeq and is a predicted model, not a curated record.
CACCUGAAGAUUGGGCUGGAAGCGUGUCUGCCUUAGCUGGCGAUCCAACCGGUGCUGCCUACUCGAGAGCCUCUGUCAGAUACUUCAUCUAAACCGCUCUCAAGUCUUUUUGGAGACGUCCUUCUCAGUCGAAAGGUUCCGCUGUCUGCAACGACUCUGACGCCAUGGCUUCCAAUCGCAACCGCCGUAUCGCGAAAGAAAUCGCAGACAUCCAUGCGGAUACACAUUCGCAAGUCACAGCUGAACCACUAGGGGGUGGGGACGACCUCACUCAUAUCCGGGGCUCCUUCAAAGGUCCUCCAGGUACUCCCUACGAGGAUGGCACUUAUUUUGUCGACAUCAGGAUACCCAAUGAAUACCCAUUCCGCCCUCCGAUCAUGAAGUUCGAGACCAAGGUCUGGCAUCCCAAUGUCAGCAGUCAGACGGGAGCAAUCUGUCUCGAUACCCUCUCCUCGGCUUGGUCCCCCGUCCUGACGAUCAAGUCAGCUCUUCUUUCCCUGCAGUCGUUGCUUAGCACCCCGGAACCGAAAGACCCGCAGGAUGCGGAAGUCGCCAAUAUGCUUUUACGGAAUCCAAGGGAGUUUGAACGAGUCGCAAGGGAGUGGGCCGUCGUUUACGCAGGAGCUCCAAAGAAGCAGAUAGCUGAGGGCAGUGGUGGUGCAACAAGCGAAUCUAUCCGACAACAGGAGAUCAAAUCAAAAGAGGAACAGGAGCGGGAUGAACUCGCCAAGUAUGAUGGAUACAAUAAAGACUUGAUCGAUCGCUUCGUCAGUAUGGGCUUCGACGUCGACAGGGUCGUAGCGGCCUUCAAGUACGUCGGGAUCGACCCCAUGGGCGGGGAGGACUAUGAGUUAGAAGAGGCUUAUAUGGGCGAUAUUACCGCGCGACUUCUGGGCGAGGCCUAAUCCACGCAGUAACGAAUUUGCAUCGAAAUAUACUUGGGUACUUCGAAAGGUACAAAUCCAUGGGUGCUGGUCGAGCGUAUGGUGCCUGGCGAAAUGACGUUCCUGUGGCGUUUGCACAUUUAGUGCUAGAUCCAAUUUCCUCUGAUCUCAUGCCAGCUGUAUUUAGUCUGAUUCUCAUGUAACGAAUGAAUUGAAUGUGAUGAAUGGAGCAAAUAAAUGGUUCGGUGUAUCCAUAAUGUCGUCCUGACUGUC